AUGUUCAAACAGUUGUCAAGUGACACAAGGGCUGAGGUUGUUGAUUCUGAGAAAAAAUGUACUGCCUUAGAGGGAAUUUGCUCACUUGAGAACAAAGGCGAAAAGAGAGAAGAUGGAGAAGCCAGUCCGGACAAAAGUCAAGAGAAGAACGAAAUGGGUGAAAGUUCCCCUUCCCGACACGUGGACAUGGCCCGUAGAAAUGCCUCGGAAAUGGAGAACUGCCCUGGUGAUGCGUAUCAGAUCCUGUCCUGA
This is a messenger RNA of Perkinsus marinus ATCC 50983, 252 nucleotides long. RefSeq lists its product as hypothetical. The record is from RefSeq and is a predicted model, not a curated record. NCBI's taxonomy places the organism in Eukaryota, Perkinsozoa, Perkinsida, Perkinsidae. The transcript is spliced from 2 exons. Bases 1 to 252 code for a protein of 83 amino acids.